Striga hermonthica is the source of this 1230-nucleotide messenger RNA. The record is from the annotation of a GenBank genome assembly. Lineage: Eukaryota; Viridiplantae; Streptophyta; Magnoliopsida; Lamiales; Orobanchaceae.
AUGCUUUCUCGCUUCAUCUCCAAAUCUUCCCAAAUUCAUCGUCUGCUAACCCUAAUCCCGUCACAGACCCACCUCGUCUUCCCCAAAUCUAUCACCCGUAGCUCCUUAUUUUCAAAUCCCGCGCACCAUUUCGCCCCGAGAAAUCCCCAUUUCUCGUUUUUCUCUACAAGCGGGAAAAAUGGAAACUCCGGAGAUGAUUCAGCUACCUCAACCACGGAUUUGUGGAAAAUGUCGUCCGAUUUAGACGGAGACAUCGAGUCCGUGUUCUCCAUUGAUUCCGGGGACCUCGAGGGAUUCCGCAGUCCGAACGACGGCGUAGCGGAUGCCGGAGAUGGUGGGUCCGGUGAUAAUUUUGGGGGUGUGGCGGAGAAUGGUUCCGGCGGCGGGAGUGUGGAUCUGGGGGCGGAAGAAGAUUUUCAACCUUGGAGUUUUGCGGCGGAGGAGAAGGAGAAGUCGGUUGAGGAUUUGUUUGGUAUUGAGGCAAAGGCGGGGAGUAUCGAGGAAGGGUUGAGUGGUUUGGAAGAUGGAGUGGGGAAGGAGAUCGAUAGGGUCGAGAAGAGCGAGGAGGAGAAGCAGCUUGAAUCGGAGGCCAAGGCUUUAACGGCUGUUCUCCAAGGCCCAGAUCGUGCAUUUGGCGAUCUUAUUGCCUCAUCGGGAAUAACCGAUGAGAUGCUGGACAGUUUAAUUGCACUGAAGGAUUUCGAAGGAAUCAAGGGACUACCCCCUCUAUCCGAAAUCGAGGACAUGCGUUACCAAAAGAACACCAAGAAGUCGAGCAGAGCCGAAAUCGAGCGCCAGAAGCAAGAGGAGGUGGCCAAGGCGCGCGUCAGGCAAGUUGAUGCCAAGGGAAGAGCUUAUGGGACGGGAAGAAGGAAAUGCAGCAUAGCCCGUGUCUGGAUCCAGGCUGGUGAGGGGAAAUUCUUGGUGAACGAUAAGGAGUUUGACGUGUAUUUCCCGAUGAUUGAUCAUCGUGCAACCCUCCUUCGGCCUUUCUCAGAGACGAAAACACUGGGCAUGUGGGAUGUCAAUUGUACUGUCAAAGGGGGUGGCACCUCAGGCCAAGUUGGAGCAAUCCGGUUAGGCAUCAGCAGAGCAUUACAAAACUGGGAACCCGAAUUCCGUCCUCCUUUGAAACAAGCUGGUUUUCUGACGAGAGAUCCGAGAGUUGUGGAGAGGAAAAAGCCCGGCAAAGCGAAAGCAAGGAAAAGCUUCCAAUGGGUCAAACGUUAG